AUGGAUGGCAGCAGACUGGGAAGUGAGGUGUGGAGCCCAGCCGGCGCACCGCUGUCGGAGCAAGUCGCGAAAGCUCGCGCCAGGGGCGCCAAGUCCAAGGCCAAAGCUCGCCCCGGCCCCCGAGCCUUUAACGUGGAAGCGGCUGACGGCCCCGGCUCCAGGGAAGCAAAGGAGGAAGGUUGGGCUGAGGGAUUUGGGGACUCAUGGGACUCCUUCCCCAGUGUUGCGGAGAUGGAGGAGUUGCUUGGAGGCAAGCCGCCUGUGCUGAUGGACCUGGCUGGCUGGGUCUCGCAGCAAGUCUCUCUUGAUCGAGGCUACGUGGAGAAUGCCCUCCAGCUUCUCCAGGAGGGAACCUCCGUUCAUUUCAUCGCCUUCUAUCGCAAGGAGCUGACUGGAUGCAUGACAGAGGAGGCGUUGCAUUUCGUGGAGAGGGAGAUGAAGCGUGGACUCGCCCUGGAGCAGAGGCGAAGGCACAUGGCGCUCGAACUCCAAAGGCGUGGCCAACUCACCCCGGAGAGGCAGAUGCAGCUUCUGAGAGCAGGCACAGCAGAGGACCUCGACGAUAUUUGGGCGCCAUUUCAAGAGUCCUCGCAGGGUGCAGAUCACACGGGCCUUCACAUGGGGCCAGAGGAACUUCAACUUCUAGCCAGUCUGCUGGAGGAGUCUGCCAGGGAUCCGGAUGGUGACUGCGUGUGUGAGUCACCAGCAGAGGUUGCGGCACGCCUCCUGCAACUUUGUCAGCCAGAAGCCAAGGAAGCCAACCGGGAAAGCCCCAGCACACCGCCUCGGGGUGGAGUUGAAGCACUCAGGACAUCGAGGGUGGAGGAGACCUCGCUCAAGCGCCUGGAGCCCCACUUGCGCUUCGAGUCCCAGGAUCUCUCCACCCCUGUCAAGGCGAGCAAGAGGCGGCGUAUCCCGGCGGGCACGGAUGGGGCGCUGCUUCACGUGCAGCCCGAGGACGUCUCAGAGGAGGCGCGGAAGGACUCCGGAGCAGCGGAGCUUCAGAACCCACUCGUCCAAGCAGUGAGACUCGCGAGUGGUUGA
Symbiodinium natans is the source of this 1044-nucleotide messenger RNA. The record is from the annotation of a GenBank genome assembly. NCBI's taxonomy places the organism in Eukaryota, Dinophyceae, Suessiales, Symbiodiniaceae.